Molecule: messenger RNA, 818 nt
Organism: Siniperca chuatsi (mandarin fish)
Lineage: Eukaryota; Metazoa; Chordata; Actinopteri; Centrarchiformes; Sinipercidae
Gene: cnrip1a
Product: cannabinoid receptor interacting protein 1a
Exons: 3
Coding region: 199-687 (162 amino acids)
Biological process (GO): negative regulation of signaling receptor activity
Cellular component (GO): plasma membrane
Molecular function (GO): type 1 cannabinoid receptor binding
Source: RefSeq, a predicted model, not a curated record
AAGAGACUUUGGGAAAUGUUUAGUUGCAGCCCUACUCUGAUGUGACUUCGGCCCUCACGCUUUUAUUUUGAAAGAGGUAACCGGAAGCCCCGCGCCGCAGCCCGACCGGUCCCUCCUCAGCAUCACCGCAUCACCCGCUGUCUUCUCCCCCAGUACGGGACCGAACGGUGACCCCAGAAAACACAAGGCCCCGGGAUCAUGGACGACGUCCCUCCGAUCAUCAACAUCUCCAUCUCCCUGCGGAUCCAGCCCAAUGAGGGACCCGUGUUUUUUAAGGUGGACGGAACCAGGUUCGGCCAGACCAGGACCAUCAAACUGCUCACAGGCUCCAAAUACAAGAUCGAGGUGGUGGUGAAGCCCGGAAACGUCGAGGCCACGACCAUGAACAUCGGAGGCAUCGUCUUCCCUCUGGAGCAGCAGUCCAAGGACGAGGAGGCGGUGGUUUAUCACGGCCAGUACGACACCGAGGGCGUCCCGCACACCAAGAGCGGAGACCGGCAACCCGUCCAAGUCAGCGUGGAGUUCAACAAGGCCGGGACGUUUGAGACGGUCUGGCAGGCGAAAUACUACAAUUACUACAAGAGGGAGCACUGCCAGUUCGGCAACAAAUUCAGCAGCAUCGAGUACGAGUGCAAGCCCAACGAGACGCGGACCCUCAUGUGGAUCAACAAGGAGGCGUUCAACUGAGUCAGCUCACCCUGCCACUGUCCGCACGCCAAAUACCAAGCAGAGGGACAGCAGUUGGACCAGGACUACCUUUGAACAUCAGCAUCACAAUAAAAAAGGACAGCCUUAUCUAAAAGGCGGGCGUCAAGCCA